AUCCUAAUGUAGCAGUGGGAAAACUAUCGUCCCAGUCGAGUACAUUUGAAGAAAAGGGGGAAUCAAGGAAGGCCAUUGAUGGAUCCCUUGCAAAUAACUACACAAAUGGAGACUGUACUAUGACAAAGAAGGAUUUUGAGCCCUGGUGGAUGGUAGAUUUGAUUUCAGACUUUCAGGUAUCUGCAGUAGUGAUCACAAACAGAGGAGAUUGUUGUGAGUCACGGAUAAAAGGAGCUGAGAUUCUGAUUGGAGAUUUGCCACAGAAGGGAGGCACAAUGAAUCCCAGGUGUGCUACAAUCAACAGCAUCGGACGUGGGGAAACAAUGUCAUUUAACUGUGGAGGCAUGCAAGGACAAUAUGUAACCAUCACAAUCCCUGGGAGAUAUGAAUACCUAACAGUCUGCGAAGUGCAGGUGCUUGCACAUCCCUGGCUUCAUAUAGUUCACGGUGGAGGAAGGAGUCCUGUUCGAGACAGUGACACUGACUCAGGUCUACAAGGCAGAGUUCUGAGUUUUCCCAAUGAAGCAAAAGGCAGUUUUGUGAUCAUAUCCCCAAUGCAGUCUUUGAAUUUGAGGGAAUUCACGCUCUGUAUGAGGAUUGUAGUUGACUAUUUAGAUGAACAUAAAAUAAUUAUCUUCUCCUACCAUUCUCAAAGUGAUGAACUGAGAAUCUUGCGUGAAGCAAUGGGCUAUUUUGGUUUACACAUGGGGGGUAGGAGUGUGAGGUUUGCUCUUCCUGAUCUUAGCACUUUGGGGAGCCACAUCUGUGUCACCUGGGAGUCAGUAUCUGGCCUUACAGCCUUUUGGAUAAAUGGAAAAAGUAGUAUCAGAAAAGUGCAUAAUAAGGGACACAUUCUGCAAGCAGGUGGCACAGCAAUGCUUGGACGGGAUCAAGGUGCACAAAAUAUGUCUGAUCAGCAAAAACCAUAUUUUGUGGGAGAAAUAACAGAUCUAUACAUGUGGGAUUAUAUACUGAAAUCACAUGACAUACAGAAAGUUUCCCAGGCCCAUGAGUUCCCCAGAGGAAACAUUUUUGAUUGGAACAUAUUGUCAUAUAAAAUUAUAGGUAAUGUGAUGGUAUUGCCUAAGAGCUAAUAAAUACUGUCCUACUGCAUUGGACAGCAAGCGAAUAGCAAUAUUGAUAUGAAAUCUAAAAUGUUGAAACAUAACUACUGAGCAUUUUGUUCUUAGUUUGUAACUAUUCUUUGUAACUGUUUAAAUUCCUUGAAUUAACCCAUGAAAAUGUAA
Messenger RNA from Pseudonaja textilis, 1247 nucleotides. The record is from RefSeq and is a predicted model, not a curated record. NCBI's taxonomy places the organism in Eukaryota, Metazoa, Chordata, Lepidosauria, Squamata, Elapidae.